Messenger RNA from Kwoniella botswanensis, 1743 nucleotides. RefSeq lists its product as uncharacterized. The transcript has 10 exons. Bases 1 to 1743 code for a protein of 580 amino acids. The record is from RefSeq and is a predicted model, not a curated record. NCBI's taxonomy places the organism in Eukaryota, Fungi, Basidiomycota, Tremellomycetes, Tremellales, Cryptococcaceae.
AUGCCCCCUCGACGGUACUCCAACCCUCUCCCUCUGCCUCAACCAAUCUCUCGAAGUUUCUCUCAACGUCGUAAUCUAUGUUUCCUGGUCCUCAGUCUAUUCGCACUAUCAUUCCUCAUAUUGGGACUCCAUCCGAAAGUUCAACAGGGUUCAUUGGACAAUUUGGACAGGUUCAAAGAAUGGUCGAGCGAUAAAGCACAAGGUAUAGUAGACGGUUUGCCAAAUCAGGUAAAAGGUUGGUUGGUUGACUUGCAAAAAGUUGAACCGAAGGAAUGUAAGGGAUUCAAUCCCCUAGAUUCGGAGGAUCAAGAUCCACCUGGAUGCUUCAAAGCUAGACAGUACAGACAGACUAUGAGAGUUUUGGAGAGGGAAGAGAAAUCUGAACAUCCCCACUGGUAUUUCACCAAACAGCAUAAUAUCGAUACUCUCCGAAAUAUCUCGGAAUGCUUCUUACCAGUCAUAGAUCCAAAUUGGAAACCGUGCCAUGAGAAACCAUUGAUAUUGUCUGGAUGGUGGUACACCGCUGAAGUGAUAACGGGGGCAACGACUGGUGAAGUGAUUUGGCAAAGUUCAGUGACAAAACAACUUCGAAUGCUCGGGUACUCUUUCAUCGCCGUGGGACCUUACCUCAACUGGAUAGAAGUAGCAGAGAUGAUGCCAGAUGUGUACCAUCUUAUCUGGAACAGUGAUCAGGAUACCGUAUCUUGCGUUACCGAUCCCCGAUGUAUAGCGAAAGAUCAUUACACCCCUCCGGAAAAUGCAGAGGAUCUAUCGAUAGGUGUACCCGAUGAAGAGAGGGGUGUUAUACCCAUAUGGGCAUUAGCAAUCGUCGAUUAUUGGGGAUCUAGACCUCGUGAAACUUCAAAUAAUCGAUACUGGUGGGGAUUGACGGAAGAUGGCGACUGGAGCUAUCAUCCCCUAGGACAAGAAUGGAUAGCUACGCCCUGGCCUCUACCAGGUGGUCAUUUUCAUCUACCAUACUCCCUCGAAGAAUAUUGUUUGAAGAUGCCCGUUAAGCCUCAUGAAGAACGGAGGAACGCUGCCUUGAUUCUAGCAAAGAGGUCUUCAUACUUCCACUACCACUAUGUUUCUCCUCCCGAAUUCUGGACCAGCCUAUCUCAAGUACCUGAUUUCGAACUUCUCUCAACGGUAGAGGAAGAAGAGGGAAACCCCUUACCUGAUGGAUUGGUCACGAUGGGUAAACAGACCAGGGAAGAUUACGAAACUUUGGUAGCGAGUGUAAAAGCUCUGGUGGGAAUGGGUGCCCCACCUAUUAGUCCGAGCAUAUACACUUCUUUAUGUCAAGCUACACCUGUCGUCAUACCGUAUUUCCAGCAGGAUUACAGGAUGGACGGAUGGUGGCUCUAUUCUAGCUGGUCACAACAUGGUCCAGCUAUUGCUAUAGGCGAACCAUACGUGUACAAGUAUUUCGCUCAUAAUUAUACGGAUCUUGAAGAUGCCGUGAGGAGAGCUAUGUCGACGUCAAUAGAGAGGUACAUACCAGACGAUAUGAAGCUCCCCUACGCCCUUUCACAAUUAGGUAAAUACCUCUCCCGAGAUCUCAAAGCGAUGUUUGAUGAAGUGGUCAAGAACAAUGAGGAUAAGAUACCUAAAUUGAAGAAGGGUACUAGGGAGAGAUGUUAUGAGAUUGAUAGGUGUAAGAAGAUGUUGGAAGUGGGUAGGAUACCUAGUGUGCCUCCAAAGCUUGUAGAUUAUACAGCGGAGGUGAAAAAGGAGAUUUAG